AAAGUAAAAGCAUUCGGAAAUAUAUAAUUUUCAAUAUAAAUUUUUUGUUCUGUUGAAUUUAAGAUAAAAUUUUAAUUUCAAAAAAAGAUUCGCUCGUUUCGAAAAUAUUAAUUUUUUUUUGCAUCCCAAAUAUUAAUUUUUUACACUAACAACGAUUGUUGAAAUUUUUUUAAUACUGAAUUGAAUUCUAUCUCUAGCGACAUAUGAAUUCAAGUUUUCGCAAUUAAAGAAAUCGUGUGCAUAGUUCUAAUAUUUAAAAUUGAGAAAAUAGCAAUGAUUGAUUUUUUAUUCCCACCCUCAUUUGCGACAUACUCUUCGCUUUUCGCCAAAUAUCUAUACGAAUGGUUUCAAACAUUGCGUCGAACGAUCAAUUAUAGUUAAAAUAAAGAUUAAAUAUUUAGCGAAAAUUAUCAUAAUUGAACUUAUUUAGUUUUAAAUACAAAUUAUAUUAAAAUAAAUACUACAAAAACAAAAAUGUAAAGAACUGCCAGCUUCCUUACAAGAGGUUGAGAGCAGGGAAAAAAUUAUUGAUUAUUUUUGGUAAAAAAAGGUAUUAAAAUGUAUAUAAAAAUACAUAGUUUAGCUAUUAAAUUAAUUCAAUAAAAAUUCAGUUAAUUACAAUUUAACGAAAUAAUUUUUGGCACCAUUAAUAAUUCCUUUUCGAAGUUGACAGCAUUACCUUUAAAAAAAAGAAACUAAUGGUAAUUUUGCCAAAGAAAAAAUUGUGUAUUAGCAAAUAACAUUAGCCCUUCUUGAUGUCUAAUAAAAAUAAUACCACUGAAAAGCCAGAGUUACAUAACCUCAAAAGUAAAAAUACUACGAUAUAUGUAUUUACUAAAAAGUUUGAACACGAGGCUGGUUUUCGAGGAAAGAAAAAAAUCAUGAAGUUACAAAAUAAAAUACACAUGCAAAGGUAUGCAGCAAAUAUUUAAAAUGUCUUAGACAACAAAAGAUAGUCAUUUUGUGACAUGAACCAAACUAUAUCAAACCCAAACCCAAAAACUUAAUUAUAUUCAAAACAUAACCCAAAAGCAGCAAGUAAAAACUCAUGGCCACUAAGGCGAAAUAAAUGCAUGUGACUUGAAAAUACAAUACUUAAACCGUAUGUGUCUACUAAGCAAAGAAAAAAAGAACAAAAGAUUGUACCGAGGAAAGUCCAAACUGACAACUUCUUAAAUAGCGUUAUGCUACUAAUUCAUCUCGAAAUAUCCACUCUAAAGAAUAUUCAAUCAACAUUUUUAUUUAAAACCGAAUAAGUAUGACAUUGUAUAUACCAUAUAUAAUAUAUACCUAUCUAUCCAACACUUCAAAAAUUAGUAAGCAAUAGCAAAAAUAACUGAACAACGACAACUGCACCAUUUUUUGCAUACCUAUAACUGUAUAUGUUUUUGUACUUACAUUUUAUAUAUGCCACUUGAUCGCUUCGCGAAGCCUUUGUUAAAACUCCAACGAACAAUAAAAAUGGACUCACUUUGAUUUGCCGUUAUAUCUUUGACUUUUUUUUUAAGAAUAUCAACACAUAGAUUUAUAAAGAAAAAUAAAUGUUUAUAAUCAAAAUAUUACUUCAUAUCUUGCAUGAAAGAAGGCAGUUCCGUUCGUCUACUCCACUUGUCAAUUGUGGGAUAUUAUAAAUGCAAUUAUACUCAUUCGGACGAUAUUUGUUAAUCAUCUGCCAUAGUUUGAAGACUCUGGAUCUGAUAAGAUAUAGCUGUUUUAUAAAAGCAGUCACAGCUCAGCCAAGGUCCAAGCAGUAUUCAACGAAUUAAGCCUCGCUGAUGCAUGUCGCGUUUAAAAAGCUAUGGAGAGGCUGAAAUUAUAACAUUGUUUAAUAAAAUCAGAUAUAUUAUUAGAUGGUUUUUUGCUUAGUAACAUAUGCAUAUAUAUAAUUUUAGUAAUUUUUACUUGUUGUUUUUUAAAAUGCAAUGAAGUCCCAAAUUUUCAAAUCUUUUUUUCCGAUUGGAAAUACAAAUAUCUGUAAAUGCAUGUGUGUAUAUAGAACUCCACUUUCUUCGGGUUUCGACUGGAGUGCGUACAUUUCCGUCAUAAUAUUAUAUUAUUAUUGCAAAUGAAGAGCGUAAAAGAAAAGUUGAUUUCAGAUUUUGAACCUAAUUUAAACUACCUCCAUUAAUAAUUAAGUAAACGAAUGUGUUGCAAUCAAAAAAUGCAACAAGAAAGUAAGUAAAUAUUUAUGUAAAUUUUCUUUUACAACAACACUAAGUAAAUAUAUACAAAAAUAACAAAAAAAUUAUAAAAAAAAAAUAAAAUUGUUGAUUAAACCCCAUGGACCACCACGAAGAAUGGUCGAGUCUUAAAAGAGAAACAAUCAUUUUCUACUUUAAGAAAGAAAUCAAUAUUUUACGAACUUUUAUGUAUUCGAUAUUUGAAUUUAAGCAAGUGAAAUUUAGUAAACGUAAGUCACUGGCGUCGAAAAGUGCAGGCAAGUCAAAGUGGAAAGCUCUUCCCUGCGACCAGCAAGUCACAACAGCUGUCUAAGAGUGUACACGUGAGGCGGUUCCAAGCGUCGACUGAUAUUUUAAUGUUUGAAACUAGAAAAAAGUAAUCUUAAUUAAUUUAAUUAAACUACAACUAAGCAAAAGAAUUUUAAAUUCCAUAAGAAUGUAAAUAGUUUGUAUAAGAGAGAAGCCAGUCGAGAAAUUAUUUUUAAAAUGCGGUUGGAGCGGGUUGUUGGGUGUUAAAUUGUAACGAAAGCACAAGAGCCGGGCGCCACUUUUCACGGUAUUACAUAUACAUACCUAUAUGUAUGUAAAGAUGCAGAAUGCAAAAAUAUGAAAAAUAAAAUAUUUUACAUCAACUCAAUGAAAUCAAAAUUGAAUGCAAUAAAUAAUUUUAAAUAAAAUACAAAAAAUGCUAAUGUUAUUAAACGAAAUUCAAUGCAUUAAAUAAAAUAUAAUAAUAGUAAAAAUUAUACAGCGAAAAACAUGAAACAAUUGCUACACACAAAAGCCGCCAUUAAGGCGGCUGAGAAAAAAUUAUAUUCUAAACACAAUUAUUUCGGCGCAAAGCGCAAACCUUCCAACUAAUAAUAAAAAAUAAAUAAAUAAAUUGAAAAUUAACGAAAACAAAAUGUAAAUAUUACUGUAGAGUAUAGACAUUUUUUUCUGUUAAACGCGAUUUUUUUUUUUCAUGGAAAAUGUUUUCACUGCAGCUCAGAGUUGCAAUGCAGCAAAGGAUUUAAUUUUAAAAACAAAAAACACAAAACAAAACAUUGCAAAUACCGCUUAUUAUCCGCCCUUAAUCAAAAUACAAUCUUUUGCAUUUUUAGCAUUUUCUUUUCAACUCAAUCAACUCAAACACUCACAUCAGCGCAUAAACGCCGUAAGCGUGAGAAACUAAAAAAAAAUAUUAGCAAAAUUUUUUAAAAAUAUCACAAACCACAGAGGAAACUGACAUAUAGAAUAUAUAAAUAUGUUAGUAUGUAGUAUAGUAUAUGCAGUCGUAGGUUGCAGUUGUGUGUAUAAAAAUAUUAACUACUUAUUAUUAUUGUUGUUGUCGAAUAUUGAAAAACAAAAUAUAUUAAUGAAAUAAAAGAGAAAUGUAAAAAUUAAAGCAAAAUGCAAAAUAUACAUGCAUAUAUACAAACAUAAACACUUAAAUCUAUAUACAUACAGAAAUCAAUACAUUUAAUUAUAUAAUGAAAAGCAUGCAGCAAUUGAAAAGUAAUCGCCAGAUCUUCGAUGUCCGUUCGGAGUUUCAACUGAAAAACAUUCAAAUUCUAGUGAAGUGAAAAAUAAAUUAAAUAAAGACUUGAAAAUUAAAAAACAAUAUAUAAUAUAUAUAUAAAUAUAAAUAUGUAUGUGCUUAUAUUAUUUGUUUUCAUUCACAUAUCUCCAAAUGUAAGUAUUGUAUUAGUCCAUAAAGAGCAAGCUUGCCAACAACUUCGUCUAUUUCUAAGAAUUGUUAUAAAUCAACGGUAUGGAGCCAAACAAUGUGCUAAAGAUUGUUUCAAUGUCGUUAUUGAUACUUCCGUUGUCUACGAUAAUGUUUUAAUGUGGGCGUACUGUUAUAAAAAGUUUAAUUAUAUAGGUUAGCCAUAGGUUAUGGCUGCUUGAAUGGCGGCAAUAUUAUCAUAAAAUACCUAUUUCAUGUUGGUUUCCAGCUGUGAAAAUAGAAAUGAUCAGCAUGACGUGCUUAGUCGAUUUAGCCAUGUUCGUCUGUCUGUAUACACGCGAACUAGUCCCUCAGCUUUUGAGACAUCGAUCCGAAAUUUUGCACACAUCCUUCACACCCCAAGAUGCUGCGCAUUUGACGGAACCAUUAUAGCAUAUAGCUGUUAUACAAACUGAACGAUCGGUAUCAAGUGCUUGUAUGGAAAACUUAUUUUAUUAUAUGAGAUAUUAUAGUUUCGGUUUUUUCUUGUUUGGUCUUCAUUUAAUGCAUGUGGUACUUAACGCGCACAAAACUUUUUUUUACCCAAAUCUUCAGUUAAUAAAAAAACUUAAAGUUUUAAGACUAGGCUUUCUCAUUUCGACAUCACACAUGUUCACGCAACGUUGACGUUUAUUUAAAUUUGAAUUUCGUUUGUAAAAAUAUCAUGUUUUUAUUAUCAAAAAAGCCAUUUUACGAUUUGCAAUUCCGUGGGACAAAGAUCGUUUUCUAUAAAUUUGUGGUGUUUUUGUUUUUUUGAAUUGAACUAUUUAUUGCAACUAUACGUAGAUCCUUUCUACAAAUCAUUACAUUUUCAAAUUAGUUGCUGUGGUUGCAUAUAACAAAAUAAAACCGCCCAAACUCAUUGCAUCUAAGGCAACCAAAAUAAAUCAAACGCUGUCGUUGGCAACAAUCGUUGCAAAAGACAUUAAACCAUUGAAAUAAGUGUUUAUUUUCUAUUCGCUUGUCGUUUAAUUUAGCAGUGAGUGUCUUAUGGAUCCCGCUAAACAACUAGGAAUUGGGAAAGAACAGGCGAGAAUAGAACAUUUGGCGCGUCGCAAUUUCCAGAAGAAAUGGGCUAAACUUGGCGAUGAAAAGUUGAACAGGUUCUACAAUCACAACGAGGUCAAUCAACAGCUGCACGAUAUACUGAGAAACAAAGAUCUCUGCCCUUACAAAUAUACGGGCAAUGGUGACUCAUAUUUCGUCUCGCCGGACAUGUACAACUCAUUGCUAGCGAAAUGUCGUUGUGGUCGUAAACGCAGUGAAACACAUAUUUUAAAAUGCCUACAGAAAGCGGAAAAUUCAUAUAGUCAGCGAGCAUCGUCAGCUGAAGUCAGUAAUUCAGCGCAGCCUCAGAGUUCCGAAAAUGCAUGCCAACCAACGGCAGAUAGAAACAAGAGAGCGGUCAACACCUCUUUUCCGAAAACCUCAAAUUCGUUAAUUGGUUGGCAAAAACGUCCUUCCAGCUACAAACAAUGGGAGAAUUCAAUGAAACACAUAUCACCAAUUGCUACUAUGCCUCAACCACGACUGACAGCCACCUCAUAUAAUAUUCUUCACAUUGCUUAAGUGAUUUACACGAGCACCCGUUAUAACUACUAUACUUUAUUUUUAACUUUUAAAACAACUAUCUUUUAUAACAUUACACAUAUUUAGAUAUUUAAAUGCAAUUGCGCACAUAAUCCUCUUCUCGAAAAGGGGAAUAUCACUUUUACAGCUCUUCAGUUGAAUAAAAUUUGUUUUCUUAAUAAUCA
Molecule: messenger RNA, 5642 nt
Organism: Bactrocera oleae (olive fruit fly)
Lineage: Eukaryota; Metazoa; Arthropoda; Insecta; Diptera; Tephritidae
Source: RefSeq, a predicted model, not a curated record